Molecule: messenger RNA, 7688 nt
Organism: Seminavis robusta
Lineage: Eukaryota; Bacillariophyta; Bacillariophyceae; Naviculales; Naviculaceae
Source: the annotation of a GenBank genome assembly
UCCCGCUGGGUAGCCCCUAUUUGACCAAGAAGCACGAACGAAACGAACAAGGCAAGCAUUCGCCGCUCCGCCAGCCAUAGGCAAGCUAGCAUCAAUUAGCCUUUAGCUAACUAGUUCUCCGUGGCCGACCCGCGAAUCCUUGCAAAGUCCCCUGGCCUCGCUCCAACUCUUCCUGAGCCAUGUGUUCCCUCUCCGCCUCUCUCCUCUCCCGCUGCGUCCGUUCCCUCGUUUCCCAGAAUUCUUGCAGUCUCUCUGCCUCUCGUUGCUCGCGCUCAUCCGCUCCAGCUUGCCACCUUUCCUCCCGAAUCCUCUCCUUCAGUACUCUGUUGGCUUCUUCGUUUGGGUCGUGGUAUCUCUUUCGCAAGCUAUUGGCAACGGCCUGCUUCAGAAUAUCUGCAAGCCGAGCAUCCGAUGGUAUCGGCCCACCCAAGCGCUGAAAGAAUCGAGACCACGUCGUAACCGCAAGAAUCUCUUUGGCGUUGCGUUGAAGGUCUUUCUUUUGCUUGGGGGUUGGCUUUCCCAUUUGCCGUUCGUAUUGAUCCAACACUUCCAUGGGACCACGCUUAUUUGAGGGCCUGCCAAUACGCGACAUAAAGUAGGCUUGGAACAUCAACAGGCGAAGGGACGUCUUGGCACCCUGGAAAGUCCAUUGUAACCGAUCUUCCGCAGAUAUGGAGUCCUCCGCUAGCAAUGGGUAGCUUCGCAAAAGCCAACGUACAUUGCGAUCAAAUGCCUCCAUGACGAGUGGUUUUCGGAGGGAAUUCCAUCCAGUUUUGCUCAAAGUGAGACAUAUCAGAAGCAAUCCCAAAUUUGGUUCUUGGAGCUUGUGCCGAAAGUAGUAGGCCGAGAGGAAGCGAGAGACUUGCUUCUCUGCGUGUUGCUCGAGCACGGGAUAUCUCUUGGCAAAAAACAAAAGAAUAUGGUGGAACGCGCAGUAGCCUUCGAGAGCCUUUUCGCUGGCGUAGCGGGUGACUUCUCCCCCUUCUUCGGCUGCAUUCAUGAGCUGGACGACCAUGGAAUUCAUCAUAAUUGCCAGCAACUGAAAGGCCAUGAGUGGGUGAAACGCGGCGUGGGCUUUCUGGUCGUAACGAAGACGGGGUGGUGGUGGUUGCCGUCUGUUGCUAUCGUAUGAAUGCAGGACGCUGUUCUUCAUAAUGGAAUACAUUGUUUUUUCCAUUCUGUCCACAGCCCGGGCGGAAUGAUCAGGAUUCAAGACCAGCGGCAGAAAGAAACCAAAGCGACGGGUUCCCCAAACGUCCCCGCGGAUAUUUUCCUUCUGAAAAGCAUGCAGUGACAAGACAUCGAGCGGCGACGUGGCCAUCUUGAGUGUCUUGCCGUCUGGGUAGUAUUCCACGCUCAGGCCAAUGCCCAGGAUGGUGUCCGGGUCGUCGACAGUGGCCUUGGUAUGAAAGCACAUGACUUGGGAUCGUUCAAAUAGGUUGAACGAAUGGACAAUUCUUCCCCAUUCGGCGCAAGCAUCCCGAGCCUGGACCAGCCCUCUGAUGUUCAGAAAGGAAAAGAUUUUUGUAAAAAUCUCGCGUGGCAGGAAAGGAAGGGGUUUGUUGGCCCGUUGUGUGUCUCGUCGUGAUAAUAGUGAUGGCUGCGGAACCAUACCCGUGGCUGUCGGCAGAGGCGGCCACGGGUUGCUGUGCGUGUGUAUUCUCCGUGUUCCGUCGUGUGUGUAGACUGCGCAAGUGAAUUGUUGAGCACGAUGAAUGGCGUCGCCAAUUUUCCCCUUGGAUCGUCUCCCACCAAGGAGGCCCUUUGCUGUGCCGUAUAUUUGAGGAAUGUUCUCGGCAAACAAGAAGGACUGCAGCUGCAGCAACAGACUGAGAACCGAGUAUGCCGAGGUCCAGCCCGUGUAGGGUUGUGGAUACCGUUGUCCCCAUGGUUGAAUCAUGUCAAGGCAUAUGUACCCUCCCGAAAAGACGUUGGGGUGGUUCAUCCACGAGCAAAGCUUUACUCGAGGUGGCUUGUGUGGAUAAUCCUCUGUGAAUUGAAGUAUCAGAUGAAUGAUUGUGGACGCGUAUGGUCCAUGAUCUGGCCUGAGAUUGCAAUGCCAUUCGAAAAUGCUGGAGGUGGGAGCAGCCGAGAUGGUUGGCAGCGUGUCUUUUUCUUGUUUCAGUUCUCUCCAGUCCUUGUGGAGCCGCCGAAUGGCGUGUUGCUUCCGGGGGUUGGGAAGAACGAGGAUGCUCGUGUUCAUUUUUCUUUCUUGUUUUGCGCUCGCCUGCCUUCGGUUGUUUGUUUUGUGGUCGAGGUUUUGGAUGUUGCUUUCUAAAGGUUUGACAAUGUGAAGAAGAAGAAGUCUAGGCUCAUCAGACAAAACCCGUCGUACCGGUACGGGUACCAAGCACGGUAUCCACGUCUGGACUUCAUUCGUGAUAACCAAAUAAAACAACGGGAUGACGUCAUCAAUCACGAAGCUUACUCGUCAAUCGACUCAUGACUCGACUUACUCGACUCAAAAGAAAAUGGCUAAGCUGUCAGCUACCGGCACCAUUUUAAGCCCACCUCAAAAGCUCUCAAAAAUUUCAUUCCACUUGCGCGAAGCCUUGAGAACAGUCCAAUAAGGCGAAGCCUCUGAGUGUAGCAGUGUUUUGAUAUUGAUGUGCCCAUGAGAUGAACGAAGAGAUCAGUUUUCCUGGUUGUUGCUGGCUAUAGGUGUCGAUAUUAUACGUGGCUCUGGCAUAGUUGAAGGUCAGUUUCCCAAAGAGGGUAUCAGUCUGGUCGUCUGAUCUUUCAUUCGAAUCGUUUUUCAUACCAAUCCAAAGCACUUGAGGUGUCUGUGUCUUUGCCGACACAAGAAAGCAAGAACCAAAAUGGGUGUAAAGGGUCUGUGGCAGCUACUGUUGCCUAUUGGCGUGAGAAUUGAUGUGGAAACGCUGGAAGGGCAGAUUCUGGCAGUGGAUGCCAGUAUUUGGCUGACCCAAUUCGUCAAGGCCAUGAAAGAUCCCGAUACGGGCUCGGUCCGUCCUGCUGCGCACAUUAUUGGAUUCUUUCGUCGGAUUUGCAAGCUCAGAUUUCAUGGGAUUCGUCCAGUGUUUAUCUUUGACGGUCCCACUCCAGAAAUCAAGCGUCGAGAAUUGAUUGCCAGGCGACGACGAAGAGAUCAGUUUGUCGCCCAGCAUGGAGAGGCGGCGGUCCAACGCAUGGCCAAGCGACUCUUGAUGGAACAAUUGAAACGAGCACAGGCCAAAAUUGUUGUCAACGAAAAACGGGAGGUAGCCAUUCACAUGAACAAUAAUGGAAACGACAACAAUGAUGACAAUGUAGAAGAGGAUGAUGAAGGGGGGGCCUUUGCACCCGGUUUUUCGUUGCCAGAACGUGAAAUUGCGAAAAACGACAAUAGUGGCAGCAGUGAGGAUGCCGCCAACUUUCGGAUCCAAAAUGGAGAACUGCUCAUCACAGAUGGCAACAGCUCUCACAAACAAACCCAGAGUACGGAGAUACUGAAUGACAAUGAUUGGGACAAACCAAUUGAUGUCGAUGGGGAUGAGGACGACGAGGACUACGAUGACGAGGCGGAAGAGAAAAAUGGCGAAUCAUCCAACGAGGACGAAGCAGUAGAGUACGAUGACGUGCUUUGGAGUAGCGGACGCAGCCGCCGUCGCAAGAAACAUCGAUCCAAAAAGAGGAAAUCCAAAGACGGCUUUUUUGACGAAGACUACAUCUUGUCGUUGGAUCCCACAGAUAGAAAAGGUGCCAUUGAAGAAGCAAAAAAGAAACAGAGAAUGCUCAGUCGACGAGAGUUCCUCCCGGUAGCGGCCAAUGCUGCCGAGUAUUCCUCCACACAGGUUCGCAACUUCCUCAGAUCAUCCAAACUCAACAAGGAUAUUGUCAAAAUGGCCAAAAAGGCCGUCCACAGAGAUUCCAAAGAUCAAGGCGAAGUCAUGGCAUCCGACCGGACCAGGCGAAUCAUUUUUGAGAAAGAUGCGGAUUCACCAAGCAAAAAGAAGAAAAGGUCCAAGGGGUUCCCCUUCAAAUUCAACGACGACAGCGAAUCUAGCAGCAGCAGUAGUGAUGACUCGAGUGGGCGCGAUGAUGACGAAGACGAAGAAGGAGGGGAAUCAGACGACGGAGGAUUCCUGCGAACUGACGAACGACCCACCAAUGCUAGAAGACUUAGGUCAAGGCAACAAACUGGCCAGUCUGCCCAGCAAUCUACCGGAGAAAACGAAGAUGGAGGAAUCCGUCCACACUUUCAUCGGCUUCGCAAAGUGGGAUUCCAGGGGCACUCUCAAAAUGAAGAAAUGGGUUCUGACGAUGAUGCAGACGGGGGUUUCUUUGCUGCUUCUGAUGGAAAUUCCAACAAACAAAAAGCAAUUGUGGAUGCGGACGACGACGACGAUUCGGAAACGGGUGGAGGAUUCAUGAAGAGCGUUACUGUGUCAAAACCCUCCGGCGAGAGAACCAACGCCCAAACCGUUGGUACGGGGAUAAGCUCUCUUCAGACUGAUGGGGAGGAGCCACUACACAGGAAACAAACACAAGAUACUCAGAGCAGGCAGGUGCGUUUUCAAGAUGACGAUAACGAAGAUACUGCUGGCGGAGAAUGGGAUGACGACGCAGCAAAGCCCGCCAGUCGGAGGGUACCCAAAGGGGCGCGGAGACUUCCGGUUUCUGCCAAAGCAGCCGUUACAAUGGCCGGACCCCUCUUUCGGGUCGACGACGAUGAUUCCUCCGAGGAAGGAGGCGGUUUCUUGCGCGGUAAACCUGUUGAGAGCUAUGCCAAGUUGAAGACGACCGGGCUUGACGAUGAAGUCGUAGUCAUUGACGAUGAACCAAGCAAAGUGGCUGGCAAGCCGUCUAAUUCUGCUCACAGUGUUGAUGAUGACGACAUUGCAGCGCAAGAGCUUCAAGAUCAAAUGUUGGCCAAGGCGCUUCAGGAAGAAGAAGAUGCAAACUACGCGGCGAGCUACGCAGAAUCCAAGGUCAUCACGAUUGACGACGACAAUAAACCCGACCAUGAAUUCGAAUCAAGUCGAAAUCUCGAGUCUCACAAACUCGAUAGCGACAACGAACUUAAAAGACUGAAAGCAAAGACGUCGGCGCCAAUGCCAAUGAAACCACCAAUCGUAAUGCCAACAAUGAUGGCGGACGAAGCUGAUGAGUCUGGUGAUGACGACGAUGUUGAUUGGGAGGACACGGAUCCAGUCGAAGGAGACAUUGGCUCCGAGGCAAUUGAUGCUGAGGAAAGUUGCACUCCAAACUCGCAGUCUGUUCCUGGGAAAACUGUGCUGGCUGGUUCCACGAACCAUGCACGAGAAAGCGAAGCUGUCGAUCAAGCAGCAGGUGACAACGGAAGAGAGAAUGAUGAAGUUGAAUGGGAAGAUGGGGACAAUGGCGAUGACGACAACAGGCCAAAGCAACAAGGGGAGGAAAAGGUAGAAACCCCCAGACAGCAGUCUGCGUCGAUGGAGGACGGCGGAUUGCCGAGACAGCAGUCCGCGUCAACAGAGGACAGUGAUUUUCCCAGGCAGCAAUCGGCGUCAACAGAGGACGGCGACUUUCCCAGACAGCAGUCCGGGUCGACAGCUGAGAACGAAGAGGAAGACGACGAUCCAUUCAUGGAUGUGGACAUUCAGGGCGAUGGCGACUUUGGUGGCCGCGUUGAAGUUGACAACGAUACGGCGUUAAAACAGGCGGAAGCAACAGCUGCAAAUCUGACCAACUGGGCAGGACGAGCCAUGAGACGCGCGAUUGCUGAUCACAAGGCAGCACAACGCGAGCCAGAACAUCUCAAUCAACAAGUCAAGACAAGACAACAAACUAAACAAGACGAAUCCCCUCUCCGACCUGAGUCCGAAGAAGCCAAUAACGCGGUCGACAUUGUUUCGGGCAGCGAAAACGUACUGGACAUCAACGCUGAUAACGCUGAAGAAACGGCGGAGCCGAUUCAAGAAUACGAGACUGAGAUAGCCGAUGCAUCAAUAGAGCGCGAUUCCGAGGCCCCAACAGACGAAAUGCAGGAGGAAAUCAAGUGCUUGUUGCAGCUGUUUGGUGUGCCUUGGGUGCAGGCCCCUGCCGAGGCUGAGGCGCAGUGCGUUGAAUUAGAAAAGCUCGGGCUUGUCAAUGGUGUCGUGACAGAAGAUAGCGAUGCCUUUGUAUUUGGUGCCAAGAAAAUCUAUAAGAACAUCUUCGACGACCAGAAGUACGUCGAAAUCUACAAAGCUAGUGACGCUGAACGGGAGUUGGGUAUCGGACGCAAUGGCAUGAUCGCUUUGGCCAUGUUGUUGGGAGGAGAUUACACAGAGGGCGUGAAAGGCGUGGGCAUUGUCAACGGAAUGGAGGUUAUUCGGGACUUCAAUGUGGCGGAAGACUUGAAAGGGGGGCUUCAGAGAUUUCGGGCAUGGCUGGACGGGUUUGAACCUGUUGUAGAAGCAAACGCGAAGAAGGAGAAAGGAAAAGUUCUUUCCAAGGAGCAGAGAUUCCAUUAUGAACAUAGGACAGGACGGAACAAAUGGAUUGCACCGGAGAGCUUUCCAUCGGAUGCAGUGAUAUCGGCGUAUACCAACCCUGUCGUGGACAAUUCCACAACAAAAUUCUCCUUUGGUGUUCCGGAUAUGGACGGCAUACUCAAAUUUUUGACCAAACACGCAGGCUGGGUGCCCGAAGAAACUCGAAGGGUUUUGGCCCCAGUCGUCGAGCGAGUCGAGGGAAAGAGGUCGUAUCAACCUCGUAUCGACUCCUACAUGACCUAUGAACGCGGAAUCAAGUUUGCAGAUGUGCGUUCCAAGCGCUUACGUAAAGUCUUUGAAUCUGUUCGGAAUGGAGGAAACGAGGAAAGCGAUCUAGUUUGCGAUAUCUCGGAACGGGCGCUUCCGAAAGCCAAGAGACCGCGAAGGCGGUCAAGACUCAACAAAGCACUUGAACGCCAGGGUUCGAAAGUGGGAACAUCGUUGCCAACGGAGUCAGCUGUGGGACUGGUCCACGUCAACCUCGAAGCUGCGGAUGCCCCUGCUGUCACCGCUGACUCGUUCACCGAAUAUGACAACUCCAUUGAUCAGAUUGUUCAGGCAGGACAGGCCGCUCGAGUGAAUGCCAAAGCGCAACCAAAGAAAGCCCCAACGAAACUGUCGACGUAUCUGGGUCAAGCUAAGUCAUCCGAGGAGAAAAGGACCGAGCGCGAACGCGCAGAAGCUGUCCUGGAGCAGCAGAAGAAGAAGCUCCCUUCUCGACCACCGCAUGCGUAUGCCGCAACUAGCAAGCUCGCGGCUCGGGCACCGCCAGCGUAUUCGGCAACGAGCAACCUCGCUUCAGAUGCGAAUGAUGGAACCGAAGGCUCCGCUGACGAUCCUUCUGAAAGGCCAAACUUUCCGAGCAUGUCGUUGGACUGAUAUCGUUUUACUUCUAGUAGCUAUUAUAGUUGUUGGCAAGUAUUUCAGUUUCCUCAGUUGGAAGCGCGGCAAUUGACUUUUGUCGUGUCUUUCGUGGUCUUGCGGUUCUCGUGUCUCUGCAUCUUUUUAAAAAUCUAUGUUCCGGCCAAACGAGGUUUACCCCUCCUUCAAAGUCCUCGUACUGUAAUCCUUAACCCUUCGAUGAAAACUCCGCCUUAAUUACCAGCACGGAAGAUUGACUGUGAAAGGUGGCUGAGGUAAAUAAAGAGUUAAGGAUACGAUCUGUUUUGAUUGUUUCUGUGUAAACUUAGGUUUACCGCAUCUACCGGAUACGAAAGAAUUUCUGGAGCU